AACACAAGUAGAUCGGGGAUCACAAUUCACAUUGGCCUGUUUCCUGUGCCCUCUGUACCCAAUGCGAUGUUCUGGGCCAUACCCUGCCCCAAAGCUUUCGAAACAUGCAUACACCCUUCCUUUCUGGCUUUUUCUGGAAGUGAGGCUGGCCUGCCAUCCCAAGGGCCCAACACUAUCCAGCUGACGAGGAUGGAAUACGCCAUGAAGUCCCUCAGCCUUCUCUACCCUAAGUCCCUCUCCAGGUACACGGCAGUGAGCACUUCGGUGGUGACCCAGCAGCAGCUGUCGGAGCCCAGUGCAGAGGCCUCCAGGGCCCGGCCCUGCAGAGUAACCACUGCUGACCGGAGUGUGAGGAAGGGCAUCAUGGCGCACAGUCUUGAAGACCUCCAUGUCAAGGUCCGGGAUACCCUGAUGCUGGCAGACAAGCCUUUCUUUCUGGUGCUGGAGGAAGAUGGCACAACUGUAGAGACAGAAGAGUAUUUCCAAUCCCUGGCAGACGACACCGUAUUCAUGGUCCUCCACAAGGGGCAGAAAUGGCAGCCCCCAUCAGAACAGAGCACUAGGUACCAGCUCGCCCUCUCCCGCAAGCCUGCCAAGAUCGAUGUGGCCCGAGUGACCUUCGACCUAUACAAGGUGAACCCACAGGACUUCAUUGGCUGCCUGAACGUGAAGGCAACUCUCUAUGGCACAUACUCCCUCUCCUAUGAUCUGCACUGCUCCGGGGCCAAGCGCAUCAUGACGACUAGACACCCGUGGUGACCCUCUUUCAAACAGAUCUGGAUAAGAAUUUGGUUAAAGUAGUCAAGCAUUCAACCACCUAGUCUUGACCCGACAUCUCCCCUGUUCUUCUACACAUCAGGCCCUGUAUUAAACGAUUUAUAUUAUUUCAACCUCCUUAACCCUGUGUGGGAUCAAAGUGGUGUGACACAGAUGAGGGGGCUGCAGCCCAGAGCUAUAGCAGUUUGCCAAGCUAGUCACAGCCAGUGAGGCUGGGUGAGAACUCAAGCCUGUCUGACUGGAGUUCUGCUGUCUUUGCACCGCAGCGCCAGGCAGGGAGAUCUUCACAUCCAGCACUCUGAAAACUACCUAGAUUACAAAUGUCUUGGUAACACUUCUGUCUAGAACAGAGGUGGUGAAUGGGCAGGGUUAUGUGACGUAGAUCCAUCUGGCUGAUCCAAAGUUAUCAACAAUAUUAGAAAGAUUAAAGGAGUUUGAAUUUUGCAGGAGAAUACGCAGACAUCUCACUUAGGCAGACCCUGUCCCAUCUGCUGAAGGAAGGCAACAUCUGUUCUCUUUGCACCUCACUCUGCAGUUUAUGAAACAGAGCCUGGGGGAGCAGGCAUUUAGAGGAGGCAGGAAGGGGUUUUCUUGGUGUUCUGACCUUAACACCUUUGCA
Molecule: messenger RNA, 1396 nt
Organism: Dama dama (fallow deer)
Lineage: Eukaryota; Metazoa; Chordata; Mammalia; Artiodactyla; Cervidae
Gene: CIDEC
Product: cell death inducing DFFA like effector c
Exons: 6
Coding region: 67-759 (230 amino acids)
Biological process (GO): apoptotic process; regulation of apoptotic process
Source: RefSeq, a predicted model, not a curated record